CAUCCUCAGAGCAGGAGAGAUCCGUGUUCAGGGGAAGUGUCGCUCGGUGUUUCCCGGUGCUGCCAGCGGGAUGCAGCAUUGGACGCGUUUUCCCGGAGCGAGCGGAGCACCGAAACCGGAAGCUCCGGAGAGAGAGAGAGAGAGAGAGAGAGAGAAGCGGGCGAACCAACCCGGGACCGAGUAAAGUGCCCCGCUGCCUCCAACGCACUACAGACGAUCCGCCGGGCGCAGACACUCUUACCGGAACACGGCGAUCGCCGCACCUUACCGCCACCGAGCUCACACCGCGCCGCUUCAGCUCAGCCAGCCGUGUGCGUGUCGUGAAGGAGAAUAAUCGCACUUUGUGAACGCGUUCGACCUGCGGCGCACCUGCGCGUCCCCGGAAGACAUGGACGGAUCACCGGGGACCGAAACCGACAGGAGUUCCGCGCUCCGCACCGGAAGACGAAGAUCCGACGCUCUGCUCGCCGUCAUCUUCAUCAUGAGUCUCGAAGUCUUCAUCAUCCAGGCGUCUUCGCUUCAGUUCUCCGAGGAGCCCCAGUCUCAGGAUGCGUUACACGGCCGCAGUGCUAUCCUGCGCUGUGAGCUCAGCGGCCCGGAGGACAUGCGGUUCUGGUGGACGCAGGACGGCCGGCGUGUGAACGACUCGGACCGGCGCUUUCAGGAGGGCAGUAACCUGAAGUUCACGGCGGUGGACCGUCACGCAGACACAGGCAGCUUCCAGUGUGUAGCGUCCAGUAACACCACCGGAGAGACCCUGAGCUCCGCCAGCGCCUCCUUCAACAUCAAAUGGCUGGAGAGGGGGCCGGUCACCAUGAAUGAACCCGCCUCAGAGGCGGAGCUAGAGGAGGCUGAGCGAAUCGUACUGCAGUGUCACAUUGAUGGACAUCCACGGCCGAGCCUGGACAGAAAGGACCGGAUCCUCAUGCUGACCAACCUCAGCACAGGGGAUUCUGGGAUAUACUCCUGCUGUGCUCAAAAUGCUGCAGGAAAAGUGUGCAGUAACCACAACAUCACCCUCAAUAUCAUCGAUAAGUCUGUUCCCCGUGUGCUGGUGGCUCCGGUGGAUCAGGUGGUUCUGGGUAACGAGGAGGCCGUGUUUCACUGUCAGUUCAGAGCCAAGCCGCCGCCGCUGGUCGAGUGGUUCCACGACGCAGAACCCGUCGUCAACAAAUCAAGGGUCGUGGUGUACGCUAACGGCACACUGCACAUCGCUCAGGUGAAGCAGCGCAGCACAGGUGUGUAUAAAUGCGUGGCUCAGUAUGGAGAAAAACAAGUACAUGUGGAGGCGGCGCUCAGGAUCGCAGAGAUCGCAGACAUGGGCGAGCGCAUGUUCCAGGUUUUCACGGCGGGCCGCAGUGAGCGUGUGCGCUGUGUUCCACCGCGGGGUCAGCCGGAGCCGGACGUGUGGUGGGAGCGCGCGGGAGCUCGAGUGGCGUCUGAGGGUCGAGUCCAUCAGCUGAACGGAGAUCUGAUCUUCAGCCCCACGGACGGAUCAGACUCGGGCGUCUACACAUGUGUCGCCCGCAACAAAGCAGGACAGAAGCAGCAGGAGCUCGUGGUCACUGUAGCCACCUCUCCAGAAUGGAUCGUUCAGCCGCAGGACACACACGUUGAGGAGGGUCAGCCGGGUUUCCUGCACUGUCACGCACGGGGCACGCCUGAACCACGGGUCACAUGGUACCGCAAGAGCGUCCCGAUCAGUGAGGAGGGCUCUCGUUAUAAGCUCUUCUCUAACGGGACGCUGAGGAUCAACAGCGCAGAGGUGAAGGACGCUCAGACGUACAGCUGUGUGUGUGUGACGGAGGCCGGAUCGCUCACCGGACACGCGCAGGUUCUCAUACUGGAGAAGCUGAAGUUCAAGCCCGUCCCGCAGUCGUCGCAGUGUCUGCAGCUGGACAGAGAGAGCAGCGUCAGCUGUGUGGCUACAGGACGAGAGACGCCCAUCAUACACUGGAGCAGAGCAGACGGCGCUGAUCUCCCGUCUCACGUGAGUCAGAUGGACGGAGUUCUUCACUUCAGUACAGUGACCCGCGCCGAUGCAGGAAACUACACGUGUGUGGCGUCCAGCAGCGCGCAGGGAGAGAUACGAGCUCACGUCCAUCUCACUGUAGGAGUUCACGUGGAGUUUAAGCUGGAGCCGGAGCAGACCACAGUCUAUCAGGGUCACACAGCCGUGUUUCACUGUCAGGCGUCAGGUGACCCGCAGCCGUACGUCCAGUGGAUGCUCAAAGACAAACUACUGAGCAGCAGCAGCUCCAGCAGGUUCCAGAAGAUGCCCAACGGCUCUCUGGUCAUUAGUGAUGUGACCACAGACGACACGGGUGUGUACACCUGCAUCGCAGGAAACACCUGCAACAUCAGAGACACAGCAGCGCAGCUCUAUGUUGUGGAGAAGCCUGUGCAUCCACGCAGUGAAGACGAGGAUAAGAGUCAGUUUAAGAUGUUCCAGACCAUCGCUCUGUCGGUGGCAGUGGCCGUGGCGUACAUCAUCGCUGUGCUGGGACUGAUGUUCUACUGCAAACAGAGACGCAAGAACAAGCGGCUGCAGAAGAACCGCGCCGGAGAAGAGCCCGAGACGGAGUGUCUGAACGGUGUUCAGCUGAACGGACACAGGACGUCUGAGAUCCAGGAGGAAGUGGCUUUAACCAGCGUGGGACCUUCAGCAAACUCAGAGAAACAGAAGAGCUGCAGUGACAAGCUGCACUUUAACAGAGCGCACCUGCAGACCAUCACCACACUGGGUACUAAUGAAUUUGGAUUUGUGUUUAUGUGUAAAGCGAGGGCGAUAGAGGAGGCCGAGCCGGAGACGCUGGUGCUGGUUAAGAGUUUAGAGAGCCGAGAGGAGACGCACCGAGCUGAGUUCAGACGAGAGCUGGAGAUGUUCAGCAAACUCAAUCACGCUCACGUCGUACGUCUGCUGGGGGUCUGCAGAGAAACCCAUCCUCAUUACAUGAUCCUGGAAUACGUGGAUCUGGGAGAUCUCAAACAGUUCCUCCGAAUAUCAAAAAGCAGCGAUGAGAAACUCAAGCCGCAUCCCAUCAGCACUAGAACUAAAGUCUCCAUCUGUGCUCAGGUGGCUCGUGGGAUGCAGCAUUUAUCAGACAGGGGUUUUGUGCACAAAGACCUGGCGGCCAGGAACUGUCUGAUCAGCGGACAGAGACACGUGAAGGUGUCUGCGCUCAGUCUGAGUAAAGACGUCUAUAACAGCGAGUACUAUCAGCACAGGCAGGUGUGGAUCCCGCUGCGCUGGCUGUCGUCUGAGAGUGUGUUUGAGGGAGAGUUCUGCAGUAAGUCAGACGUCUGGGCGUUCGGGGUGCUGAUGUGGGAGGUGUUCAGUCUGGGCGAGCUGCCGUACCCCACUCUCAGUGACCAGCAGGUGCUGGAAGGUCUCCAGGCUGGUACGCUGCGUUUGUCUCCUCCAGUGAACUGUCCUGCUCACGUCUGCAGUCUGAUGAGCCGCUGCUGGGCGUCCAGCCCUAAAGAACGGCCCACGUUCAGCGAGAUCCUUCAGACUCUGACUGAUUCCUCCACAGACACCAAAGUCUAGAGGAUCACGACUGCAAUCAGAGACUCAAUCACACACAUUUCAGGCGUGAGAGUCUGCUCCGAGACUCGCUUCUGUCCCAAUAAUUAUCUGUUUACACUAAUGUAGAAGCUCCUUCCUCUCGCUGGAGCCUCAGGGACCCCGAGGAUGACCUCUGACCUCUGCAGCGCAGGACAAUCGCAGAUCCAUCAGGUUACAGACGCAGGAUGAGGUGCUGCACACACAUGAUGCUGGAAUCACGUCACGCACUGGAGUCAGCCGUGUGUACAGAGUGUGUGUGUUUUUACAGGAUGAUGUCGUGUCACGAAACACAUCGUUAGUGGAAUUCAGUCACUUGUAUUUGGGAAACUGAGACUAAUGAUGAAGUUAGAGACUGACAAACAAAGCUAUAGUACGAUUAACAAAUAUUCACUAAUUAACGUGUGUGUGUGUGUGUGUGUGU
Molecule: messenger RNA, 3989 nt
Organism: Cyprinus carpio (common carp)
Lineage: Eukaryota; Metazoa; Chordata; Actinopteri; Cypriniformes; Cyprinidae
Product: inactive tyrosine-protein kinase 7-like
Exons: 21
Coding region: 389-3550 (1053 amino acids)
Biological process (GO): synapse organization; homophilic cell-cell adhesion; protein phosphorylation
Cellular component (GO): plasma membrane; axon; neuronal cell body
Molecular function (GO): axon guidance receptor activity; ATP binding; protein kinase activity
Source: RefSeq, a predicted model, not a curated record